Messenger RNA from Procambarus clarkii (red swamp crayfish), 4459 nucleotides. RefSeq lists its product as uncharacterized. Gene Ontology annotation, cellular component: synapse; neuron projection; plasma membrane. Gene Ontology annotation, biological process: regulation of membrane potential; monoatomic ion transmembrane transport; nervous system process. The record is from RefSeq and is a predicted model, not a curated record. Gene Ontology annotation, molecular function: neurotransmitter receptor activity; extracellular ligand-gated monoatomic ion channel activity; transmembrane signaling receptor activity. Lineage: Eukaryota; Metazoa; Arthropoda; Malacostraca; Decapoda; Cambaridae.
AUGCGAAGGAUCCGUCCUGCUUCCCUGCACUUGUAUUCCCAGUAGUCGUUGUGGGUUAUCGAGUUAUGCUGUCUGUCCUCCUUGGAAAGUGAGCGGCCACGUCGGAUAUACCCAGAGGAGGCAGCAUGGGAGCCUGUCAGUCUGGUUGGUACCGGUGCGGGAUCUGGAGGGGGAGAUGGUGCCCGGGCGGCCGCAUGAGGGCGCAGGAGAGCCGGUGACAUCGACUGAAGCAUGGGAGUCGCUCGAGUCAUCGUGGUCGGCUUCCUUGGGUUCGUCUUCGGAGUCGGUCGAGUCAUCGGAGUCAGUCGAGUGUUCGGAGUCGGCCUCGUCGUCUUGGUCAGCUGUCCUGGGGGUUGCUGCCGUUCCUGUAAGUGGGACAUGCUCGGGGGACUGCGCAGUCACUGUGGCCGGACUGUGAGGUCUCCAGUAUCCUUCGAUUAAAUUAGCAAGAACUUGCUAAUUUCGCUUAAGCCUACCUGAGGUCAUUGGAAUUCCCUUACGAAGGACAAGGAGCUGGGAUAUGAAGAUAAGGAAUUGGGCUAUGAGGAAAGAAGCAGAAGAACGGUGCCUAGCCACUUGGGUCAUCAGAGAUCGAGCAAGGAUCUGGCAAGAAACGAGGCCCUCGAUCUACAAGGCCCUGAAAGGUGGGGAGUCGUCCUCGAGUCCUGAUGACACUGGGCGGGGUGAAGGCAGCAGGUGGCGAGGACAAUGAUGGCAUCACUUCUGGCUCUUCUCCCCCUCAUGAUCAGCACGGCAGCCUUCGCCACAGCAGUAGACGUGGGGGGCCAGGCGGUGGUGGGGGUCUUCCUGCAGGAGGACGGACGAGCCACCAGUCACACCUACGUUGAAAGUGGCCCCGACGCACUCCCCAGGCUUACAAAGUUCAGCCUGUGUGUGCGGUUCCACCAGCUGAAUGGGGGCCAGCCAGCCACCAUCUUUAGCUACACCAACGGCACGGCCUUCGAGGAGCUCAAACUGGCCGUGCAGUGGCCGAGCGGGGAGGUGUUGGUGAUGUGCUGCAACUAUCACAUCCACCAGUACAUCAAGGUGGCCGUCCGCCUCUUCACCUGGCACCACCUGUGUGUCGCCGCCAACCUCCCCAACGACACCCUCCACCUUGCCUUUGACAACACGACUUACCGACUGAGAGCCAAGCGAGCAGAAUCGGAAACGGCACCAGGGUCUGCCGGGGUGAGACCCAAUGGCCGCUUCGUCUUGGGACAGAAUAUCAACCUGAACGCAGAGUGGGACCUGACACAGUCCUUCCAUGGCUACCUAGCAGAUUUUAGGCUGUAUGACAUAGACCUCCCACUAGAUGCCAUGGAGAACUUUACCACUUGCCGGGCUGACCUCAGUAGUGUUGGACUGCGCUAUAGCUUCAGUAAGAACAUGUCUUUGCUGCAGAUAAACGGUGAGAGUCAGAUGGUGACGCUCAGACUUUCCGAGUUAUGUCGCAAAACUGACAGGUACUUGAUACUUUUACCAGAGAGACAGAUAUUCAGUGAAGCGCUCGUCUCUUGCAAAAAUUUUGCCGGCAGCCUUGCUGUUCCCAGAGACUCUGAGGAAAACAAGUGGGUCUUUGACGAAUUUAUAAAAUUCAAUGAUCAAUGCAUACAAGGGUGGGCGAGUCUCUACUGGCUGGGGUUGAAAAGCAACCUCAGCGAGAAGACUUGGGUGCUUAUAGAGGACGACACGCCGCUCAAAUGGGGCAGCUGGUUGGAGGCCUGGAGCACACCGUCAGAGCAGUACCCAUGUGCCACUGGCGCUGCCAUAAACUUUCCAUACCGGUGGUACUGUGCUGAUUGCAAGACCCUCACCUGCCCAUUAUGCACCUUUACUACGCCUCCCACACUAAGACUUCGGGGCCUCUGCAGAGAAUCCAAGUUUGAUCGUACCUACACACUCCACGGAUAUCAGAACGGUCGACCGGUUUUCGAAGGCUAUUUCUUCAGUCGAAUAGUAUGGGGUAACAACACUUGGGUGCUGGAGAGCCGGCGGGAGGAAGAUGUGGAAGCCAGAAUGGUGGAGAAGCGCCCCAAGGGCUACCCAGUAGGCUUGGCCUCCUGGGAGACCCAGGGUGAUAGCUGCGGACGACAGGUAGAGUACCUGUUAACUGCAUGUGGUGAGGGGGACUUUACCUGCGUUGACGGCUCGUGUGUCAAGAUAGCUCGCCGGUGUGACCAAGUGACCGACUGUAGCGACAGCAGCGACGAGCUCAACUGUGAGGUGUUGCAGGUACCACACGGCUACUCCCAAGACCUGCCACCACCCACACUCCAUCAGCAGCCCCUCCAGCUCGUCUUGCAUCUGGAGGUGACUUCGGUGCGGGUGUUUGACCUAGUUGCCUUCACUGUGCAGCUGGAUGUCCUGCAAAGCGUCACAUGGCAUGACGCCAGGCUCACCUACGCCAACCUUCUACCAGGAGACUUCAACAACCGGGCCAAGGUAUCUGACCUAAUCUGGCUACCCACAAUUAUGAUUAAGGAUGCAGCUCGAAGCCCCACAGACGUCGUCAUGAGGAGGCAAAUUCUUCGUAUUAAUCGGGAAUCCUCGCCUAUCACUGACGACGACACCAGACCUAGGGAAGACAAGUUGUACGCAGGUGGGGAGCAGAGUAUUCGCUUGGAGCAGCAGUACACAGUCAGCUUCAUGUGUCAGUUCAGCCUACACAUGUACCCCUUUGACAUCCAGCACUGUCUCCUCUCCUACACCCUUACCAACAUACAGGACAGAUUUCUCUUUGUCAAGGGUGGAGUGAACUAUACUGGGGAAAGGCGCCUCAUGGAGUACAAGUGCGUUGGAGAGGAAAUGCGUGGGCCCAGUGACCUCCCAGGUGAUGUCCAGAUGAUACUAGAAUUUCGAAACCAGUAUGGAUACUACAUAGGAAAUGCUGUGGUACCCAGUUUGCUAAUGGUGGUUAUCUGCUACCUUGCUUUGUUCUUCGAUCUACACGAUUUUCAGGACCGCAUCAUGGUAUCGCUGACAUCACUACUGGUGCUGGCGUCUUUGUUCAGCCAAACAAGUCAAUUCAUCCCCAAGACAGCUUACCUCAAGCACAUAGAUGUGUGGUACAUCUGCCUGAUCUCUAUAGACUUCAUAAUCAUCCUUGUCCUCGUUGCCAUUGAAAAUUUUCGUUUAAAAUACCUUGCUAAGCAAGAAUAUUAUGCUUCACCAACACACAAAAUGGUCCAGGUUGGUCCAGCAGCAGAUAUUAAUCAUAAGGUUAAUAGCAAACAGAAAACUAAAACAAAGACCAUGUACAAGUCUCCAACGACUGAAAGAAGCCUCCAGCUUCAUGAGCUUAUUAAUAAAAUCUCGCUAAUUUUCAUCCCUGUUGCCUCUGUCCUUUUUGUCUUCAUCUUCUUCUUGAUAGCCUUUCUAAAGUUUCGUGCAAAUCAAAUGAAUCCAUGAACUUUUAAGGGACCUAUAUCACAAUACAGCCCGUCCUCAAACAAAGGAUGAAGUCCAUUCCAUACACCCAUCAAACAGUUUAUGAAUGAAAAUCGGGUUACACAAGACAACUGAUGACAUUCGAGCACUUCUCAAACAAGUGCUUCGCUGAUAACUUUUAGUCAAAUAACACUGCUGUAAAUGCUUCCCCCACUUACAAAUAAUUGCCAACACAACCUAAAAACCUAACUUUACAAUGCCUAAAUACAUAACUAUAUUAAUUUGAGAAAAUCUCUAUUUUGAAUGAACAGCAUAUUAAAACCGAUGAAUGCAUUUUUGGGGGGUCGACAGCUGGAUGGAAUGGACCUAGUCUGAGGACAGGUUGCACAAACCUUUUUAUUAUUAUUAUUAUUAUUAUUAUUAUUGCUGAAGACGACAAAUGGCAAUAUUUUAUAUAGCAGAUGAUGAGUCACAAUAACAGUGCUGAAGAUAUGAUGACCAAACCACACACGAGAGGAUGAAGAAAUGUUGUUUCAGUCCAUCUUGGACCAUUAUCAAGUUAAUUGUGAUAACUUGAUAAUGGUCCAGUCAGACUGAAAUGUCAUCACCAUCUUCUGGUGUGUGGUUUGGUCACCUUUUCAUAUAGCUGUACAUUAGGUGCGUGUUGGAAUUCCUCAGAUAUGUGGGUUGUCAUUACUCAACCCUGGCUGUGUCGAGUGUAUUGGAUUAUAAUACAUAGAAUACAUUACUUAAAUAGUAUUUAUUUAAGCUCCAGGGUACUGCGUGUAAAAAUAAUAAAUCUCAAACUUACACGUUAGUUGCCAACUUUCUAUUUACAAUGACAAAUGAUCACCGGCUCGGAAAUACAAGUAAAAGGAUUCACUGUAAAUGAAAUCCUAACACCGAUAAAACCUAAAAAUAACACCAUGACUAAGACAUUUACAGUGGAUAAACAAUAAUUUGUUUCUGUAAAUGAAGAGGUUAUUCUUUGGAACUCUUCAAUGUGGAAUAAAAAUCUCUAUGAUUUUUUCACUAUAAAAGUUUUACAAGAUCUACUGGACAAAAUGAC